Molecule: messenger RNA, 818 nt
Organism: Musa acuminata subsp. malaccensis (wild Malaysian banana)
Lineage: Eukaryota; Viridiplantae; Streptophyta; Magnoliopsida; Zingiberales; Musaceae
Product: basic leucine zipper 43-like
Biological process (GO): regulation of DNA-templated transcription
Molecular function (GO): DNA-binding transcription factor activity
Source: RefSeq, a predicted model, not a curated record
CAUCUCAGUCUAGCAGCUCUCCUAACCACUCCAAAGAUUUCUCUUCCAUCUUGUAUUGUUGCAGCCAUGCAUCGAGGUGAAAUUGCCAGCAUUAGAUACCUUUCACCCUCAGAUCUGCCUUCUUUCCAGACUGACUACCACAUGGCUCACGGCGACGUCCCCUCUUUCUACUUCGGCAAUAUCUUCGGAUGUUACUCUUCAAACCAAGUCCAAAGCAUGCCAUUGCAAGAGCUCAGUCUUUCAAACUCUGGUCUCAACUCUCACAUGGUGAUCGUCGAGGCCGAGGAGUACCAGCUGAACCUGGCAGAGGAGAGGAGGAAGAGGAGGAUGAUAUCCAACAGAGAGUCCGCACGCCGGUCGCGCAUGCGAAAGCAGAACCAACUCAGCGAGCUGUGGUCGCUGGUUGUCCAUCUCCGGUCCACGAACCAGAAGCUUCUUGAUGAUCUAAACCGCGUCAUUAGAGAGCACGAUCAGCUCCUCCAUGAGAAUGCCCAGCUUAGAGAUGAAGAAACCAAGCUUCAGAACAAGUUGAAGAACAUACAAGCCGAAGAUAAAUUGUGUUCCGCAAAAUCAAGAAGAAAUCUGCUUAGAUGAGAGUUGAAUUCAGAGUUUAUGGGACUCCAUGAAUCUGUUGGCAUGUUUCACUGAGGGAGAGAGUUUUGUGUUCUUCCUUCACUUCCUCAUCCCUCUGCUCUCUCUGCAACAUGAUUCAGCUUGAACUGUCAGUCAGAAUUCCAUCUAAUGAAGGCUCCAUGCAGAAGGAUAAACUUUUAGUUUCUGAAACAAAUAUGACUGCACUCCUUCUGGUAUCCAAUCAA